Molecule: messenger RNA, 3496 nt
Organism: Brienomyrus brachyistius
Lineage: Eukaryota; Metazoa; Chordata; Actinopteri; Osteoglossiformes; Mormyridae
Exons: 2
Coding region: 437-1294 (285 amino acids)
Source: RefSeq, a predicted model, not a curated record
UGUUACUUAUAACAAGGAAGGAAUAUUAUUCUAUGUCUUUAAUGGCGACCGAAUGAUUGAUUGAUAUAAUGUAGUGUUUCAUUCUAUAUCCUGUUUUGAUAAGAUAUCGACAUUUCGUAAACAUUCGAUAUACAAUUAAACCAUAAUUGGUCCGUCUUGUUUCUUUGUCACCCAGAAACUUCACAACUGUGUUGUGAGCGGAUUUUCAGCGCUUAAAAUUUUGUGGUACUUCUACGUUUCUGCGCUUUUGUAAAUGUAGAUCGUAUGUUUUGUCAUUUGAUUAAAGCGUUUGAAGACUUUGCAGCGCGCUGACACCAAUCGGCCACCGUAGCUUAGCAACCGAAUCAUAACAAUUCUUAUUCCGUUUAGAGUUUUCAUUUGAACAUUUAAAGCAGCUCAGACUUGCAGUUUAUCAGCAAGAGAGAAGACGCGAAAGAUGUCCAUCGUGAAAACCACCGUGAAUCUCCAGAGGAUUGACUGGCUGCUGCCGACAGGUGCAGUCAGUGUGCGGAUCGCCCCGGAAUACAUCCCCGGUCCAGUUGGCCGAGGACAAACCAGUUCCAGUGAUGCUGGCCGUCGGAAGAAGUGCCGCACCAGGCCGCCGGCAGCCAGCUCCCUGACCACGUCUGCCUCUCCUGGAUCUGCUGCCAUCCCGGUGGCAACCAGCAGGGGUCAGCAGGGCACAGGCCGCCGUAGAAAAACGGCGGGAGGCCGGUCAGGGCGAAGAAGGAGGUAUGACCAACAGAAGGGGUUAGAGCCUAAGCCCAGCUCACCAACCUUCUCCUCCUCUUCAUUUUUAUUUCCGUCUUCAGUCCCCUCCCCUUUUGUUUCAUCCCCAUUUCUUUUUAUGGGCUCCUCUGUUUUAUCCCCACACUUAGUCACACCUGUAAGCCCAGCUCCACAUCCAUUUUCAGCUCCAGGCAUGGUUCAUCUGACCCCUCUGCUUCAGGCUCCAGCACAGGCUGUAGCCGCCUCAUCUCACCUGGAAAAAUUCUAUUGGUUGUAUAACUAUUAUGUAACAAAGUACUCUAAAAUGACCUAUGACGCCAAGUGCUUUACUGAGUACUGGUGUCAGGAGUUUUGGAACAGACAUUUAAAUGAAAUUAACUUAGCGAAACAGGGGAAGAAUGAGGAUAAUGAGGGUACUCAUUCAACCAAGAGGCGUAGGAUUGAUGAAGAUGAGUUCAUCUUUCCUAUUGAUGCACUGGAGCAGCUAAGUACCAUGCCCAGGGCUCAGGAGAUGGGUGUGGAGAUGGGCUAUCAGUCAGAUGCACAUAGCUACAUUUCCCUGUAGAUUCAGCACAUAAUUACACGAGACUUGUCAUACGUACUUAGGAUAAGAUAAAAUUAGGAUAUGUUACCAUGUAGUUCUAUAGCAUAAGGUACUAUAGGAUAAGCUUAAGAUAGGAUAAGGUUAAGAUUGUAUAGAAUAAGAUAAAGAUAGGACAAGUUAAGAUAGUCUUAACUUGUAUGCCAUUUUAUGUUUUACAAAGACAUGAUAAAUUACCAUAAGUUUAGGAUAAGAUUAUAUGAGAUAACAUAGUAUAAGAAUAAGAUAGGAUUGCAUAGCAUAAGAUAAGAAAGAUAGGAUAAGAUAACAUAGAAUAAAAUUAAGAUAGGAUAGGUUACGGUAAGCUUAAGAUUGUAUAACAUAGGAUUAGAUUAAUUAUAAAUAAAGCAGUCCUCCUUAGAGGGGGGGUGGUGGAGGGAAUAUUUAAGAAAUAAAAAUAGGAUUAAUUAAGAUAAGGUUAAGAUAAGAUUGUAUAACAUAGGAUUAGAUUAAUUGUAAAUAAAGCAGUCCUCCUUAGAGGGGGGGUGGUGGAGGGAAUAUUUAAGAAAUAAAAAUAGGAUUAAUUAACAUAAGGUUAAGAUAAGAUUGUAUAACAUAGGAUUAGAUUAAUUGUAAAUAAAGCAGUCCUCCUUAGAGGGGGGUGGUGGAGGGAAUAUUUAAGAAAUAAAAAUAGGAUCAGUUAACAUAAGGUAAAGAUAAGAUUGUAUAACAUAGGAUUAGAUUAAUUGUAAAUAAAGCAGUCCUCCUUAGAGGGGGGGUGGUGGAGGGAAUAUUUAAGAAAUAAAAAUAGGAUCAGUUAACAUAAGGUAAAGAUAAGAUUGUAUAACAUAGGAUUAGAUUAAUUGUAAAUAAAGCAGUCCUCCUUAGAGGGGGGGUGGUGGAGGGAAUAUUUAAGAAAUAAAAAUAGGAUCAGUUAACAUAAGGUUAAGAUUAGAUUGUAUAACAUAGGGGGGCGGCAUGGUGGUGCAGUGGUUAGCACUGCUGCCUCACACCUCUGGGACCCGGGUUCGAGUCUCCGCCUGGGUCACAUGUGUGUGGAGUUUGCAUGUUCUCCCCAUGUUGUCGUGGGGUUUCCUCCGGGUACUCUGGUUUCCCCCCACAGUCCAAAAACAUGCUGAGGCUAAUUGGCGUCGCUGGAUUGCCCAUAGGUGUGCAUGUGUGAGUGACUGGUGUGUGAGUGUGCCCUGCGAUGGGCUGGCCCCCCAUCCUGGGUUGUUCCCUGCCUCGUGCCCAUUGCUUCCGGGAUAGGCUCCGGACCCCCCGCGACCCAAUAGGAUAAGCGGUUUGGAAAAUGGAUGGAUGGAUGGAUGUAUAACAUAGGGCUACAGUGAAGAAAUCAAAAAUUUCAAGGCAGCAUGAAGGUAACGCACAAUCAGGGAUGUGCAAUUUCUGAGGCAUGUAUUCAAAAAAAGUAUUUUAAUUGUGUUUUAUCAUUCAUAUUUGACUUAGUUCAUGAAAUAAAAUGUUUUUUUCUACAGACUUUGAUCAGUGUUUUUGUAUUUUGUAAAAUACGAGAAAUACUGUAUGCAUGGUAAUGUCAGGUGUGCAAAAUGUUUGUGCUAACAAAGGACACAGAGCCCCUAGAAGGGCACAGAGCCAGGCUGAGCACCACAGCGCUAUCCAGCCCAUGGCUGCCGAUGGUCACAUUCCACCAGAACCCCCCCAACACUAACUCCCCAGGGAACUUCCAAGCAGCAGAGCAGAUUCCAACAACCGAGGAUCAAAGGAAAAGAAAAGAUACUGGCAGGAAGAAGAUGAUCUUGUGGCCAAAGGUUAAAAAUGUAGAAGUUUGGAGAACAAAUGUGUUACAAAUGAAAUAUUAUUUGAAAUGUGCUACAGCUUAAUCAUUCUAUCAUACAUCCAUCCAUCCAUUUUCCAAACCGGAGACUCGAACCUGGGUCCCAGAGGUGUGAGGCAACAGUGCUAACCACUGCACCACCAUGCCGGCCCACAAAUUUAAACAAAUUCAUUUUAAAUAACUUUAAUCUCAGAGCCAAUUGCCAUGUGCCCACAAAUAUUUCAAUUAUUAUUGUUUAUGAUUAUAAAUGCCGAAUACAUUCCUGGAGCCUUCGAUUUAGCAUACACAGUGCCCUCUACAGGAUUCUAUCGAAACAGCAUCUCUCAACCUCGUUCACAAGAUUUGUCUUUUUCACAAAACGUUUUUCUUUGUAAAUCCCAAAAUCUUCCUAUAAAUGUAUGUAUGAA